Anopheles stephensi (Asian malaria mosquito) is the source of this 6198-nucleotide messenger RNA. RefSeq lists its product as uncharacterized. Lineage: Eukaryota; Metazoa; Arthropoda; Insecta; Diptera; Culicidae. The transcript is spliced from 6 exons. The record is from RefSeq and is a predicted model, not a curated record. Bases 1493 to 5623 code for a protein of 1376 amino acids.
CCAUGCCUGCUUACAAAGGUGCGGCAUCGCAGCAGUAGAAUGCCGCCUUACUGGGGUAGACCACCAUCCCCACCAACUCCCGAUGCGCUACGGGCCGUCGACGCGAGCCCACCGUCUUGAAGCCUCGCGCGGCCCGGACGCUGUGUGGGCUUACCGUGGGGCCUCAGUUACGCACUGGCACUACGAACGAGCGCACUUGUUGCUGGUUGUUGCCUGCUCUGCUUUGGACGGCAGCCACGACGAAGUUUCUUUCGCAUGCACCUUUGUCGCACCUCUGUGCCCGGAGCCGCGCGCGUCUUCGAGAUUUCUGGUGUGUAUGUGCGCGUGUUCGUGUGUGUGAUUAUCUCAAACACAGCCACACACACACGCGCGUGCAGGGGUGUUCGUGUUUGUCGUGUUUGUGCACCGUGCCGUGGAGGAGACCCGUUAGCCUCCCCCCCCCCCCCCGUGUGUGGUGUUGGUGCCCUCUCUAGAGAAUCUUGCGCGUCUUCUUCUGCCGACCGCGAAUCCGUUAUGUUCUCCGGCUAAGUGUCCUCGUCGGACGCGGUUUGGAACGGUGCCGAUCAUCUUACAACACAAUACAGUUUGAGCGAGUGAGAGAGAGAGUGAGAGAGAGAGAGAGCGAGAAGCGUCCAAUAAUGACCAUUAAGCCUUUUUGGUGUUAAGUACCUUCUUUUUGACACAGAAGGCAAAUCCAAAUACCUUUCCAAUUGUUUGUUUAGUAAACGCGCGCGCGCGCGUAUGUGUGUGUAUAUGGAGAUGAAUUCAGGUGUAUGCGUGGUUCGUAAAUAUCUCGUGCCCGAUUGUUGAAGAUCCCGUGCAUCCAAGACCUCAAGAAGUAGCGGCACCUGCACAGUAGGAUCUCACGAUCAUCCCCGGGAUCGCGUCUGCGCACUGCCAGGUUCAAUAGAACAAGUUCAAUGCACGUGAAGUCACGAACCGCUAACGAAGCAGCAGCAUCUUGUGGACAUCUAUCGCACCUGAUGUGUGGGUUCUGUUGGUGGUGAAAAAAUCGUCCGGAACCCGGAAGUGGCUGGUGAUUGUCCUACACUGCAAUCAACUCCAUCACACAGAUCAGCCGCACACCACAUUCAACCGACGCAGUUCCCAAGAAGUGUGAGGAUCUUUUCGGAAAAUCCGGACAUUGGAGUCGGUGGUUGCCUCCGGUUGGUGUUCCUGCAGUUCCAGCGUUCAGCACUUGGACUUGAUCAUUUCCCAGGCCAGUUUCGGCCGGAGAUCAGAAGAGAUCAACAAAGGAAAGAGAACACCACAGCACAGGAGGAAAACCGCUGGAUAAGUUGCGUCAGCAAUGACAUAUGUUCAUCAGGCAGUUCCUCAGUGGCAGACGAUCAUCCGUACCUCACGGUUCAAGACACUACCGACAAGCACCAGACAACGGUAGUUCAGGUUCAAGACACUCACCAGCGUUAGCAGUAAGCAAAGCAGUAAAGCUCAAUACAGGCUCUGUACAGCAAACCAGUAGUAGUUCAGGAUGGGGAACUCCGGAAGUAUGAACGGGUUGUCGGGAUACGAGGAAGGUUACCAUCAUCAUCCGGGCUACCAUCAUCAUCACCAGCGCUACCAUGAUGCGAUGCGUGGUGAGCCUGGUAGUGGGAUGUCCUCCUCCUGGAUGGAUUCCUACCAGCGGGAUCAUCACCGAAGAGGCGCAGGACCACGGGACCAUGACCAACAGCAACAGAUCAAGGUACUGCCGGAUAUUCCGGGCAAGGUAGCGAAGUUGCGGUCUACCAACAAUGGUAGUAUUCUGCACGCGGGAGGCACUAUCAGCAAGAAUAACCAGGCGCUCCAGCGCUCGAAAAGCAUCUCCUCGCCAACGUACCAACAGCAUCAUCAGCAACAGCAGCAACCGGCCAGCUUCAGCGAGUGUGACGAAGAUCUGGAGCUUAGCUCAUUGCAGCCACGCAUGCUGAUGCAGCGCUCACGCACCCAACUAAACUUGAUGCCACCGGGCGGUGUGUCCGGUGGUGGACGGACACGCAACGGACACUCGUACGCUCACGACGAAGAUGGACGGGCAGGCCCACCGGACAGAGGCGGCCGACAGGCGGCAACACGCUACGGUGAACCAAGCGGUGCCGGCAACGUGGCCGAAUCACUUAACCACCGGAAACGGUUUGGUUCCGAGCCGGACCUGCGUCUGUCGCUGCUGCCACGCAACGGACAGCAAUCGGAACAAGCGAGCGGCGGACCACGCAAUCCCAAGAUGGCGCAGUCGAAAAUAAUGAAAGGCAAGAAUAAAAAGAAGGCACCGGUGCCACCUGUUAUGGAGAAGCGCGAUGCCAACAAGGACACGGAACGGCAACGCAUCAUCGCCUACUCACCGAUGCGCAAACCGGGCUCGGAUGCAAACACAUCCACGCUACCGUCAUCCAGCGAUGGUAGCUUCAACGUAGCGGCCACACGCAAACUGCGCCUGUUCAAGACCCGUGCCGAGACGAAGAAAACGCCCACGAUCGCGAAGCUGCCGGAAGCGUCGGAUGCCAAAUUUCCCGGCAAGCAUGGCCCAUCGACCGGUGGCGGCUUUCUGCGUUCGGCCGUCCCAUUACAACCGACCGGAUCGGCACCGCACACCAUUCUCGGGCAUUCGGCGCACCGUAACGAUUCCGCGUCACCGGACGAUGAGAAGCUAGCGACCGCGCUGGACCACAUUUCACCCCGGCCGAAUCCGACGUCGUUCUUUCGGCGCGAGAAAACGUUCGAUGCCGGGUUGCUUGGGUUGGAACGGCAGCGCGAAAUUGAACCGCGUCCGGCCACGAAACCUACCAUGUCGCCACCACUAUCCCGUCGUAAAUCGAUCGUCAAAAGCUUCCUCGAGCAGGAUACGCCUGUUAAACCGACGACGACGACGACGACGGUUGGAUCGAACCGGAUGGAUUCGAAAAGCCGGCAGCAGGUCGGUACACCGGCGGAAAGCUACCAGCGGAAGCUGGCACUCGCCGAAGCACAGCGCAAACAGUCAUCGGCGGCGACAAGUGCGGCCGCCAUUACCGACUUCCAGAAGGAGCUACAGCUGGCAACGCGAAGAAAGACAGGCAACACGGACACACCCGCUUCACCGACCGUUAACCGGGCCGGAGCUGGCCAAACGAAACCGACACGAGCUGGUGUGGGAACGGAACGGACUAGUGCUCGUUUCUCGCUGCUUCCUACCGGUGGUGGUAAACCGAAGCAAACGGGGUCCUCGAACGCGCUGGUAAUCAACGUUGAACCGGCGAAAGAAUCAGACCAUAGUGCCGGCACGAAAUCGGACCCCAAGCAGCAGGAUGCACGGGAUUCGCCCCCUCCACCAACACCUCCUCCACCACCGCCUCCACCGAAGACGAGCUUCUACUUUGGCAUGCGGGGAGAUGAUCGCCAGCUACCAUCGGCAGACGCACCGCGACGAUUUUCCACCACCAAGCGUACCGCACCUGCAGCAGCCGAGUCGCGCACCGAGGACAGUGGCAGCGAACGGCAGGACAUUGACGGGCAAUCGGUAGAGGAGAUCGGUCACACGCAGAUGGAGCUGAUCGAUCAGUUUGCGGCCAGCUUGCUGAACAGCAGCCGGUUCCGGUCGUCCGACUCGGUUGCCUCGUCCGAGGCGGACGUCCGGACGGGCCCGGUUAGCUCGUGGGACGAACCGGACGGUCCCGGGCAGCAGGAGAUAGCGCUAAAGCUACGCCCAACACUGCCACGCAAACAGUUCGACAUACCACGGUUCAGUCCGGCCGCUGCCUGGCGCCUGCUCACGACGGAGGAUGAAUUUUGUCGGGACGCACCGAUCGAUGUGGUGGGUGGGACAGGCGUCGGUGGUGAGAAGAAAUCCUUCCUGCGAGGGCUCGAUCAGGACGUGCUGGACGCUGUGCCGGAGGAUCGCAUCCAGCGGGUGUACCGGGAACCGGUCCCGGGUCUGCAGGAUAACAAGAGCGGCGACAGUGGGAUUUCGGGCGAUGCGGGCAUUUUGGCGGACAUCGGACCGGACGCACUGAUGGCUUCGUCCGGGAAGGAGGAACGGGCGGGCGAUACAACGCCGGAAAGUGGAACGCAGCUGCAUAAGGGUGGUGGGGGGGCUGGUGGCACGGGAGUUAACGGUGGCUGGUCAUCGAACGCACUGCUGCUGAUGCCGUGGACACCGCAGCAGGAUCUAGACGAUGACGAGGAUGAGGACGACGAGGACGAGGAGGAGGACCAUGAGGAUGACGCAACCACGGGCAGCGGAAGUGAACCACGGCGCCAUUUGCUCGACGACCGUGUCGGUUCGCGGGUGAACGGCGAUACGCGACCGGACUUUUCCAGCAAAGGACACCUAUUUAGCUUAUCGUUACCGAGGGAGAACCAUCUGUCGAUCUACAACGUGGAAGCGACGGAUGAAAAGGUAGAGAAACAUGUGUUCAACAGUUUGCAAAAGUUUCGUAAAUCUGUGUCCGGUGCGUUCAAAACCGAGGACAGUGGUGGGCAGAUGGAUUCCAACGAUAGUAAUUGGUUCCUGGGACGGUUGGACACGAAGCUGAGCGGUACGGGUACGGGACCCGGCAGUGGGUCGGAAAAGCGUUCCAAGCUGAUGCUGCUACCGGAUGGGCGAGAGCGUGAAGGGACGGAUACGACCGGUACGGCCGUUUCGAUUGGAGCGAUCGCUCAGAGCAAGCACAGCUCAAUCGGAUAUCUGGUGAGCGGGAAGCAUAUGAUGUACCUGCCCAAAGAACCGACCAAGCUACACUCGCACACCGCCGACAAGAGCUCCAAGCAGGAUGAGAACAAUAAUCGCAAAAGCUACCACAACCAGAACGGUAGUGAGCGGCAGGACAAAUCGGCAGUACCGGCGUCGGAAGUCUCAGCAGCCCUGCAGCGUGAUCCAACGCACCGGUCAGCGAACGGUGACAAGGAAAAUCUACAGGAUCCGGUACCGGUUGCAGCUGCUGGCGUCACACACACCGCCAAUGGGGAGUUUGAGAACUUCCCGGUGAAGCUUACGAACCGCCGGAACCAUCGGUUCACGUUCCAGAGCACGAUCCGCCAGAUCGAGAAGCGCCGGGUGGCGGAAAAGUUGUCCCGCGAGGCAGAAAUUAAGGAAGCGAUGCGGUUAAGCGAGCUGGAAGCGAUGCGCCGCGUCGAGGAAGAGUUCCAGAAGAAGCGGGCCCGCGAGAAGGCGUCGAUCCGGCACCAGUUGCGGCUGUUUUCGAUGGAAAAUCAUCCGGAUCAGCAUCAGGCAUCGAACGAGGGUGAUGUCGAGCAGCAGGACUCGACGGGCGAAACAAAACGAUCCGAUCCGGACGGGGACAGUUUGCCACACCAGAGUGCACUGGGCCGGAGCGGGCUUUAUCGGAAGAAAGAAUUCACCGGGCGCGGCAGCAUGGAACGGCAGUAUAAACGCCCGAACGGUGUUGCUGCCACCGGUACGAACCACGCCAGUGCGCCAACCGGUGAUGAUGAUAUGGAGCUGGAGGACGAGAUGGAGAUGGAAAAGGUGACCGGUCGUGGUGGACGGCGCCGGUACGGGGAUGAGGACGAUGACGAUGACGAUGAUGGUGAGAGCAGCAGCCUCGGUUACGUGGACACCCGUACACCGUACAUCUCGCGCAUCAUCCAGGCAAAGAGUAGCAAAUCGUACGCCAUGAAGAAGUAGGGGUCGAGCUGACUAGAGAGAGAGAGAGAGAGAGAGUCCACCCAUCAGGAAAUCCACAAUUUGCCAUCUAGUCAAACAGUCAUUGAUUCGCAAGUGUCGCCGAGAGCCUUACCUCAUAGUUCAGCCGGCCACCGCACCGAAGAAAUGGAAUGCUGCUGCCCGUCUUCUUUUUUUUGCAAUAAGUCUCCGUUACAUCCCGUGGCCAGUACACACAUGAGAUAUACUGCCUUGAAGCCGAGUUGCCUGUCGACUGCAGCCUUGCCAUCCGUGCGCCGUAUGGUACGGAGAAACAUAGCUAUCUAAGUCCUCGUCAUCCAUCCAACACUUCUUUAAACUCGUUCUUUUAGUUCGUUUAGUUUAACUUUGUACGCAUACGUUUUGUCAGCAGCGUAUCAGACGAUGUCAGGACUUUUAGGGAACGUUUGAAGACAGCCGAGACGUGUAACACCAACUUGCGCAACGAUCACUCGGUGUACGUUAUUUAGUUUCUAGGAUUCCUACCCUCCCGCGGAACCAUUAUUAAUCCAUAUUUCGUUCGUCCAAUAAAAUGCUCCCAAGUUUCGUUAUAUAAUGUA